UCGCGGCGGCGAGUCGGGAGAGUGUCCGGGAGUCGGACUCGCAGGGUUCGGCACUGCUUCGCCCCCCCUCCCGCCCCACGCCAGACCCUGCGGGCAGGAUGCCGCGCUCCUUCCUCGUCAAGAAGCAUUUCUCGGCCAGCAAGAAGCCCAACUACAGCGAGCUGGAGAGCCAAACCGUGAUCAUCUCCCCGUUUUUGUAUGAGAAGUACUCCCUGUCUGUCCCCCAGCCAGAACUUCUGAGCGCCACCCCUUACUACCCUCCGCUUGUAUGGGACACGGGGCUGCUCUCCAAUUUCUUCACUUCGGAGCAGGAGUACCAGAAGACCCCUGCUUCUUCCCCCAGCCCAGACUCCAAACCUCUGGACCUGACCUCCCUGUCCAGCGAAGAAGAGGAUGGCAAGACCACCUCCGACCCUCCCAGCCCAGUCUCCUCUGCCACUGAGGCUGAGAAAUUCCACUGCAGCCAGUGCAGCAAAUCCUACUCCACCUUUGCAGGCCUUUCUAAGCACAGACAAUUGCACUGUGACUCCCAGACCAGGAAAUCUUUCAGCUGCAAGUACUGUGAGAAGGAAUACGUCAGCUUGGGAGCCCUCAAGAUGCACAUCCGAAGCCAUACCCUGCCGUGCGUGUGCAAGAUCUGCGGCAAAGCUUUCUCCAGGCCGUGGCUGCUGCAGGGCCACAUCAGAACGCACACUGGUGAGAAACCUUUCUCUUGCACACACUGCAACAGAGCUUUUGCCGACCGGUCAAACCUCCGUGCUCACCUGCAGACCCAUUCCGACGUGAAGAAGUACCAGUGCAAAACCUGCUCCCGGACUUUCUCCCGCAUGUCCCUUCUCCACAAACACGAAGAAACGGGCUGCACUGGAACCCGCUAAGAACUCACCAAAGGCCACACGACUCCUGUGCUCAUCCAUGUAUUGUAACUAGUUUCCGUAGAAUGUAGUUUUCUAUUGAGCUGCCGGGGCAGUGUUAUCAGACUGUUGUUUUCAGCUGCUGCAGGCCUUAAAGAAACAUCCACACCUCUUAGUUCUUUGUCCUCAAGUUAAAUUUGUUUCUAGAGCCCGAAUUCCCCUGGCUGUGGCCGAAGUCUUCUUGCCUUGAGCACGGGUGGGGUCACACUGCAGGUGCUGCCCAAAUGAGAGCAUGCCACUCUUCCAUAUGAAUUGAAUUCUCGGAACCUGCAAUAAACAAGCAGAUCUCUCUGCUGGGGCAACAUCUAGUCUACUCUGGCAUUCCUUCUCCAAAAAGGGGGACAAGCAGAUACCCCUAAGUGCUCAAAAGCAAAACAUGCAAGUGAGGCUCAUUCCUGUUUCUCUCCAGCAUCUGGUAUUCUGGGGUAUACUGCCUCUGAAGGUGAAGGUUCCAUUUGGCUCUCAGCCUUUGAGCAUCCUCUCCUCUCUGUGUUACCAAACCUGCCUUUUAAAAGCCAUUGAGGCGAACAGCUGUCUUUGCGUUCUGUUCUUGAUUUAUAAGUGUAGGAAUGUCUUUAUGUGCACAGCACCUGGCGGGAUUAAGCUUUGCACCUAGCUGUCCUGAAAUCACACAGUAUUUUUGUAUUUGGGUUGGGGGGGGGGAGGGCAGAAGGAAAUACCCCGAACUGAUGUGCCUAUAAAUGAAGGACAAAAGUAUUAGAACAGAAACACCAACCUCGAUUCUUUCCCCUCCUCUCUCUUUCCAGCAUUGUAUAUACACCGCCUAUAGAAGGUGUAACUAUGCAGUAAUACAGUAUUGCAUUAACUCUGGGGCAGCUGCUUUUCCAACCAGCACAAUGACGAUUAGCAAUGCCUCCCAAGAUUAACAAUGUCUAUAGAAGGCAUUGGGGGUAGCUGUUUCAAACAAGCCCUCCUGUUUACAGAGCCGCUCUGCACUCAAGCACCUGUUAAUAUGACUUUCAACAACUGCCUUUUUCUUUCCUUCCCCCACAAGAGAACUGUGACUAAUAGCUGGCACUUGUCAAGCGAUACAAUAGCAGCCUGUGUCAGAGAGGGCUGCCCAUUGACAGGUGUGUGCCAAAAGAGCUAUUUACGGCUAUUGACAGGUGCCUCCCGAAUGCAUCUUUUCUUUUUUGUACAUUGUUUCCACACCAUAAACAACAAGAAAAAGGGUAUGUUUACAUUUCAAAGGUACACUGGUAUUUAUAUAUUUUUGUGCCAUGAUUUUAUACUGAUUAAAAAAACAUUUUUAUAUAUAAUUAUAUACGAUUUAUUGAUAUUCAAUAAAGUGGUUAAUUUAUAA
Molecule: messenger RNA, 2238 nt
Organism: Heteronotia binoei (common prickly gecko)
Lineage: Eukaryota; Metazoa; Chordata; Lepidosauria; Squamata; Gekkonidae
Gene: SNAI1
Product: snail family transcriptional repressor 1
Exons: 3
Coding region: 99-878 (259 amino acids)
Biological process (GO): regulation of DNA-templated transcription
Molecular function (GO): DNA-binding transcription factor activity, RNA polymerase II-specific; RNA polymerase II cis-regulatory region sequence-specific DNA binding
Source: RefSeq, a predicted model, not a curated record